Molecule: messenger RNA, 1632 nt
Organism: Boeremia exigua
Lineage: Eukaryota; Fungi; Ascomycota; Dothideomycetes; Pleosporales; Didymellaceae
Exons: 2
Coding region: 1-1632 (543 amino acids)
Source: RefSeq, a predicted model, not a curated record
AUGUUCGAGGACAUAGAUGUGCCCACUCUUCGAAGCAAGAAGUCGAAGCGCAAGGUUUCAGUUGAGGAAGAUGAUUCAUCUGUUAGCACACUGGACGGGGAUGAUGAAGUAUCCGACCUCAGUGCGGACACAGAGGACAUGGACGAUACACUCGCAGAAGGAGCGGAGUGGCUGCGGGCGCAGGGAACCCUUACUCGACGUCGAACAAUAGACGCGGCUCCAUCCUCACGAACGCAAAACGUAGCUACUGGAUCCGUUAUUAUCAGCUCGAGCCCAAGUGACUCGAUAUGGCUCCCCCUUCCCGAGGAGACGUUUCGCCAGCAUCUUUUGGAACUUGAAAAGCGCACAAAUGCGGUCCCUAUUGAUCCGCAAACCUUCCCCUUGAAAGAAUCCGAAAAGCCAGAAGGCUAUAUGUUGCCGCUACAGGUUGAGCAGCAACUCGCAGACGACUUCGCCUUUCUAGCUGCUAUUGAGGAAGGUGCGCAGAGCGUGGCUGCUGUGUGUCUGGAAGAACAUGUCCAACCAAUUGGGCUCACCGUACGAUUCGCAGCAUUAGAUCUGGCCUUGAGUGGCGAGGUGAAGACCUCGUUGCAACAGAUAGCCGAUAGUCUGACCUUGAGGACCCACGAGGUUGACGAGUCCACGCGGAUUGACGAGUUGUUCGAUCGAAUCGUGAAGUUGCAUUAUCGUCGACUGCUCGCCCGACUUCGCUCCAGUAAAUGGGAAAAGCCGAAAUUCCUCUCCAAGCAACACAAGAAGCCGCUAUGGCAAGAUUUCGCGAAUCUUUUGCAUCGCGUCCAGUUUCUGUAUACUAAAAGGGAGGCUUCAUCACGACGGUCGGUGGAGAACCACCUGCGGAAUCUAGCACCAUUCUAUGAAGCAUUCGAGGCGUCGGAAGCAGGAUCGCCUGUUGAGUCAGAAUCCCUCAAACAGCUCAUCAAGGCGAGUUGGCAUCUUUGCAGGUCUAAGGAUGUCGCAGAAUUUGCACGACGCCUAGAAGAUAGUCCCAGUACGACACCCACAGCAAAAGUUGGAUCAGCUAUCAAAUGCCUGCGACAAAUCGAAAAGAUCGCUGCGUACUGGCGCAUCGCCGCCUCACUCGUGGCGACAAGCCAAACAUACGCUCCUUUGUUCCAGAGCAAGCUACAAAUGCAUUUCUUGACACCGUACAGUAGUGUGCCGACCGCAAUCGGAUAUGAGACCUGGGCAACCAGCUGUCACGUACACGCAGAGGUCCAACUGGCCGUUCACUACGAUCUUCUGCACCAAUCGUCUCACAUCACUGAGACAAAUAUCGGAUCUCCAGAAUCAGUCUUCCGUCAACCACGAGUCAUCGGAACAUCGAAAUGGCUCUGCUAUCUUUGUUUUCUGUUCCUCCGCUCCCACGGCCGUUAUGUGCCUGCCAACACGCAUGGACGGCUUUAUGAUCAGUGGACGGUGCCAGACCUGGCUGAAUUUGGGGGUGAGACGCGCACUCGUUAUCGCAACAUUGUGGACGCUAUGGACAAGGAGGUUUUGAGAGAAACAGGAAGCACCGGCUCAGCGCAAGCGGAGGAACCUGGUCUUGUCAGAUGGCGUGCAGAGCCAAUGACGAGCCGACAGAACCUUCUCAACGCGGAAAGUGUGGAUUGA